Seminavis robusta is the source of this 1142-nucleotide messenger RNA. NCBI's taxonomy places the organism in Eukaryota, Bacillariophyta, Bacillariophyceae, Naviculales, Naviculaceae. The record is from the annotation of a GenBank genome assembly.
CUCGUUAAAAACCCUAAGAAUAUCCCGUGGAGGAACACGUCAGAUAUCUUUUUCCUCAAGAUCCACUCAGCAAAGAUCCACUCAGCUUGUAGGUUGCCCGUUCUUUCAGGUUGAUUGCGGAUGCCUUGUGCCAUAAUAUCUACCGUACAACAACACAGAAAACCUAACACCAUCCAACAGUAGUCUAGAUUCAAAGACCAUGAUGUUCCGAGUAGCUCUCUUACUGACCACAUUGCUUAGCGCCAAUGCCUUUCAAUCGGCACUGCCCACGCGCGUUGGAAGCAGCAGCAGUAGUAGUUUGUGCAUGAGCACCAUUGCCGUAAUUGGUGCCUCUGGAUUGACUGCACAAGAAUGUGUCUACCGAGCACUCGAACAGGGAUACGAUGUGGUCGGACUUACAAGAAACCCUGCUAAUGUGGUGAUUCCACAAGGAUCCGGUGGCGCCAAGGCAGGCCAACCAUUGGUGAAUGACAAACUGACAGUGAUUGGUGGUGAUGUGACCAAAAAGGAAGAUGUCGCCAAGGUAUUUGAGGCGGCCGAUGACAUUGAAGGCGUCAUUAUUGCACUGGGUGGAAAGACGGCAGACGUGGGAGAAUCCAUGUUGACCGACGGGACUUCCAACGUCAUUGCCGCCAUGAAAGACAAGGGAAUCAAACGAAUGGCCGUCGUCACAUCGAUUGGGGCCGGAGAUUCCGAAAGUCAGGCACCCUUCAUGUUCAAAAUGCUCAUGAUGACCGUCAUGAAAAAGAUUUUUGUCGACAAGAACAAUCAAGAAAAGGUCACGCAAGCAAGUGGCUUGGAUUAUUGCAUUGUGCGACCGGGUGGAUUGACUGUGGAACCACCCACGGGAAUUAUCAAUGUCAUUGACGGUGAAGCCGGAAGCAUUACCCGUGCCGAUGUGGCCGAAUUUUGCCUGGAUGCCGUCACCAUGCCAGACUUUCCGUACUUGCAACAGGCGCCUUGUAUUAGUUCGGUGGGUGGCACUUCCUGGACCAAGGAUCGAUCCGCCAAGGCUCGUGGAGAAGGAACCAUGUAAGGCAAGAGCCUUUCAUAUUAUAUACUUGUAUAGAAAGCUUGAGUUUUACAAUCUUCAUGCGCGAUUUCUGUACCACAUCGGGAUGACUGAGGAGUUUUUCGUACGC